AUGGUGCUUGCGGGGCUGCUGGGAGUGCAUUUUCUGGUUAAUGUGGUGGGGAUGUAUUUGCUGGAUACGUUUCCGGGGGGUGAGGUGAAUACGGAGUAUGGGACUUGCUGGAAGGAUGAUGGGGUGAUGCGUGCGUUGGAGAGUUGGGGGUGGUGGGCGAGGAGUAUUGUGGUCAGUGGGGCGGUGAUUGGGGUUAUGGGGUUUUGCACGAUGAUUGGGUAUUUUUUCAUGGCGCUGUUCGCUGCGCGCAUGAAUCAACUUGAUCGACAGCGACCGAUUGGGCUGCAGAAUCUUGCUCCUUCGAGGCGUACUGGUAAUUUCAACGUGACAAGUCCAACAUCAACAAUGGCCGAAAUUGCUCAAGACACCCCCACCACCCAAACAGACACUGACCACAUCCGCACCUGGCUCAAAGAGCCCCUCCUCGAAUUCAGCUACAAUGACUUCGACCGCCAAAUCCAAGUCCGCGAGUACCUAAACAUCACCACCACCAAUCCCGACGAUCCCGCUCACUGGCUCGAAUCCAGCAGCAUCGACACCGUCCUCGCCUUGCUAACUCUCAAGUACCACCGCAGCGAUGUCUACAUCUUACCAAUGUACCAUGGCGGCAUGCUAUACGACAUCGGCGGUCACGACGCUGAGUACGUGUUUGACGAGGACCAAGACUGCGACCCACUGAAACCCGUGCGGGAUAGAAAACACAGGUGGAUCAUUGUACCUGUCAACGAACAGACAUUGCAGAAAGAAGAGUCCAUGGAGCUAUCCUGGGCAAUGGGUCAGGCGCAGGAUAGGAACGGAAGUAAAGGCAAUGAUGCAGCAUCCAAGGAUAUGGCAAGUGGUGGCCACUGCGGUCUCCUUGUCAUCGACAAGCGCAAGAAAACUGCACGCUGGAUAGAUGGAAAGCUCACUCUUUCACCUAGCCGGAAUAAACCCGGUAGAAUGAAAAUCAAUCAUAUGUUUGUACUGGGUGCGGUGGCUGCAACCAUGGUUCGCGGUGUCGAACGUGUGUUAGGACUCGAGCAUGGCUCCUUUCAUGCCAAGACCGUCAAAUAUGUUCCUAAUCAAUCAGAGCACAAUUCCUUCAAGAGGGACGGAGGCGCGAGUUGCGGGCCAUAUAUCAUCGCGUUUCUAGAGUACGUACUGAGUACUAAGGGACGCCUUGCGGAUUUCGAUAAUGUUUUCAAAGUGGGGAAUUGGAAGAGAAACUGUGAGGGCAUGGCGUUUGAUUCGCUGAAAACGAGGGUGCACAUGCAGGAGAUUAUUCAAAACAAGAGCGAGAAGUUGCAGGGGGAGGAGGAGCCGCCGUUGAAGCUGUCAAAGGAGGUUUAUGGGAUUUUGAGGCCCAAGGUUCUGGGUACGCUAGUGGCGGCGAGGUGGAGGGAGUGGGAGGGGAUGAGGGAUAGGAUUGAUUUUGAUGAUUAUAAGUUUGGGGGUGGGAAGAGGAGGAGGGGCCGGGGGCGAAGGAGUGGGGGUGGCAGUAGUGGUAAUAGUGGAAGCGGCAGAGGCAGCUCUAAUGGAGGAGGAGGUGGUGGUGGAGGUUCUAGUGGAGGAGAUGACAGUAAUGACAGCGAUAAAGGAGACAUCGGUAACGACGAAGCAGAAGAAGAAGCACGCAUCAUCAACCUCAUCGAAACAGACGAAGAAGACCUAGACGACAAUUUCUUUGACCCCCAAGACCCCGCCGCAGACCCAGUAUCUAAAAAGCAUCUUCGUGACGAAAUCCGCUCUCAACUCAAGAACUACAUUGGCAUGCCAACAAAAGACGGCGCCUACCUCCGCGCCUUUGAAAUCCAGAAAGAAGCCGCAAAAGUAAUCGAAUUCAACAACUCAACUAGGGUCGCCCCUGAACCCGCUUCCAGGACUGCUCCCAGAACCACCCCCAAACCCACCUCGACCCCUGAUCCUGCCCGCCCUACCCGCAUCUCAAUACUGCAGUACCCAGAAGGCAUAACCACCGCGCCCCUCGACUUCGCCUCUACAUCCGAAGUCCCCUCAAAAACCCUCCUUCUAUGGCGCCUCGCAAACAUUGAACGCAUCGACGCCUGCCAGCUCGGUAGCAAAACCACCGAAGACGGCAUCUCCGUACGCGCAAUUCUACAAGUGCUUUCAGGCGUAGAAUUUGGAAAAGAGCCAGAUGAGCGGUUGACAAAGAUCUGGAUAAACGAUCCAGAAGUGUUUAAUAGGAAGGAUAGGUAUGAUAAUUUGCUACCGGGUAUUAUUGCGUGGAAGAUGAAGGACAGGUACGAGCUUUUUGAUAUGGAGAAUAUACCGAGUACGCGGGGGGUGAAGAGGGGAAUUGAGGAGGCCAGGGGGGGUGGGCAUGGAGAUGGGGAUGGGGAUGUAGGGGGUAGCGUUGGGAAGAAGGCUAAGAAAUAG
This is a messenger RNA of Bipolaris maydis ATCC 48331, 2376 nucleotides long. RefSeq lists its product as uncharacterized. Lineage: Eukaryota; Fungi; Ascomycota; Dothideomycetes; Pleosporales; Pleosporaceae. The record is from RefSeq and is a predicted model, not a curated record.